AUGCAGACGCUGCCCAUGCACUUGGACGAAGCUGCUUCGCAGCUGCUUUCUGCGGGCAGUGCAGCCCAUGGGGAUGUCAUUGACUUGGAGGGGGAAGAUCACAACGUUUCCUCUUCCGCUGGUGUUUCCCAGGACCCUGACUUGGCCAAGGAGAAGAAGAUUUCUGAACCGGAACCACCGAAGGUCACUUUGCAGGACCACAAGGACUUGGGCACAAAGGGCACAGAGAUCAAGGAACCUGACCAGGGCAACAAACCGGAGACACGCAGAGCUUUGAAGAGGGCAUCCACAGUUAUCCAUGGCGAGUGCACCAAGCCGAACAAAGAUAUCAAGGUGGAAACCCCCACUGCACCAGCGCCGGCUCCCAAUGCAGAUGUGGUUGGCUUGAUGGCAUGCGAGGCAUCCUGGUGGGGAGGGGCACCGGUGACACUUCGACGUGAACAGCUCCAAGCAGAUUUUCGCCGAGGCGAGGAUGACGAUGGAGAGGCAGAGGAGGCAGCGGAGGGAGAUUACAAGUCCGAUCAUGGUGAUGAGGGCGAUGAGGGUCAAAAGGGUCCGAAGGCAAAGGCAAAGGCUAAGGCAAAGCCACAGAGCAAGGCCAAGGCGAAAGCUAAGGCCAAGGCAAAGGCAGUGGCACAGAAGGCAAAGGCAAAGGCAAAGGCAAAGGCAUCUUCGACGAAGGCAAAGGCAAAGGCUGGCAAAGAGGUGGGCAACUCCAAGGGGGAUGGCAAUGGUUGUGACCCCGCUUCUGAGCAAGACACUGAGAACAAGAAGAAGAAAGCUGCAACCUUCGCCCGCCGCUACAAGCCUACUCACCCUGAUGGAGCUGCGCGCUACCAAGCCAUCAAGGAUUGCUUUGUGCAGCGCAUUGCUUCCCAGCUCAAGGAUCCAUGGUGGGCGCAUUGCAUUGGAGCUUUGAACGCUUCCAAAGCGACUACUUAUUUGGAGUACUUUGCCAUUGCGGAUGGUCAGGUCGAUUCCUUUCUGGCGAAUGAUGCAGUGCGCAACUAG
Cladocopium goreaui is the source of this 1011-nucleotide messenger RNA. NCBI's taxonomy places the organism in Eukaryota, Dinophyceae, Suessiales, Symbiodiniaceae. The record is from the annotation of a GenBank genome assembly.